AUGAUAUGGCCUAGCGGCGCAGUGUUGUACAGCCUCGGUGAGGAUGAGAGCAAAGCCAUCUGCAUUCGCCGAGCCUCCAGGAUGGCACUGCGACUGGACCCUGUGGCGGAGGGCAGCACCACCGUGUUCUGCUUUGCCUGGACCACAUGGAAGCCCAAUGACUUGGAGCUCCUCCCAGAAGUGAGGCACGGGCUCCGGCAGUGCGACGGCUACCGGAUCUUCAGCGACCGCCAGCCCUUCGCAGGGCGAGAGGAGCUCUGGGCUUUGAGGCAAGCACAGGCUUCUGAGCGCUACCAGCAGAUGGAGCGGGUGCACGAGCUCUUCCAUGACCCCGAGGACAUGUUCGGCUCCAUGUUUGGGCGCAUGCACCGGAUGUUCGAGAUGGAUGACUUGAUGAAUGGUCGACGGGGGAACUUCGCCCGACAGACCUACGGCUUCACGGCGACCAAAGGCACGGACGGACAAAUGCACACGGAGAAGUUCGCGUCGAGCGCCGUGGGAAACACGGAGAAGCAGAUGCAGGAGGUCCAAGAGAUGUACAGCAACAGCCAGAGUGGGGAGGACAGGAUGUCCCUGGAACGCCAGCUGGGCAGUCGAGGGCGCAAGAUGGUCAAGGAGAGGACUGGCCAGGAUCAGCGCACAACGAACCUCUUCAAGGGCAUGGAAGAGAAGGACACCGCGGACUUCGACCAUCAAUGGACCGAGGCGGAGGUGUCUCUGCCGUGGCGGUUCCACAUCCCCCAAGCCAUGGACUGGCGGGCGCCGGCGCUGACGGGCGCGCCCAGGCCCGCGCUUGCUGGCAAAGCCAUGUGA
Effrenium voratum is the source of this 813-nucleotide messenger RNA. The record is from the annotation of a GenBank genome assembly. NCBI's taxonomy places the organism in Eukaryota, Dinophyceae, Suessiales, Symbiodiniaceae.